AUGCAGAAAUACACGCCCAUAGAGAAGAUAGGCGAGGGGUCGUUCAGUGUUGUGUACAAGGCUCUUGAUGCAGAGUCUGGAAGAUAUGUUGCCUUAAAGGCAAUAACAAGAACCAGUUCUCCAGCCAGGAUACUAGAGGAGUUGAUGUUUCUGAAGGCUCUUGAGGGAAAGAGAAAUUGCAUGGGGCUUCUUGGAGUCUUCAGGAACGAGGAUCAGGUGGUUGCAGUCUUCCCAUACUUCAAACCCGUUGACUUCCGAGAGUUCAUCUCAAAUGCAGGCUUGGCAGACAUCAAGCAAUACCUGUAUAACCUGCUUGUGGCAAUAGAUCAUGUGCAUAGCAACGGUAUAAUACAUAGGGAUCUCAAGCCGGGAAACUUUCUAUAUAAUAAAGAGGCUGGAAGAGGAAUGCUUAUAGACUUUGGGCUAGCACAGUAUGAGGAUUGUAAGGAGGACCAAGCAAGGGAUGAUAGUAGCAAAUCCUCGACACCUUUGCUUUUCUUCAAUUCGAUUGUGUCGAAGGCCAAACCUCCGGGAUACUACGAACGGGACGGCAGGCCGCAAAUGAAAGCACCUCGGGCUGGGACACGAGGGUUUAGAGCGCCAGAGGUUCUGUUUCGCCACCAACGGCAAACAAGGGCCAUAGAUAUGUGGUCGAUCGGGGUGAUCUUCCUAACAAUCCUGACGGCACAGUAUCCAUUCUUCUACUCAUCGGAUGAUGUUGACUCCAUUGUUGAAAUUGCAACAAUCUUUGGGCAUGCUGAAAUGAGGAAGGCUGCAAGAUUCUAUGGAAGACUAUGGAGGUCGAACAUAGAUACAAUUCCAGAAGAAAGAAUCCCUUUUGAAAGAAUCGUAGAGUCGCUCAAUCCGUGGGCAGAGGUGGGUGCUGAGGGAUAUGACUUGCUCUACAGAAUGCUUGAUCUUUGCUCCUCAUCCAGAAUCACAGCAUCCGAUGCUCUAAGUCACCCGUUCUUUGAUGGCCUGAGAACACAUGGAGAUGAUGCAUAG
Molecule: messenger RNA, 1005 nt
Organism: Encephalitozoon romaleae SJ-2008
Lineage: Eukaryota; Fungi; Microsporidia; Unikaryonidae
Product: Cdc7-like cell cycle protein kinase
Exons: 1
Coding region: 1-1005 (334 amino acids)
Biological process (GO): protein phosphorylation; mitotic DNA damage checkpoint signaling
Cellular component (GO): nucleus
Molecular function (GO): ATP binding; protein serine/threonine kinase activity
Source: RefSeq, a predicted model, not a curated record